Molecule: messenger RNA, 3608 nt
Organism: Tuber aestivum (summer truffle)
Lineage: Eukaryota; Fungi; Ascomycota; Pezizomycetes; Pezizales; Tuberaceae
Source: the annotation of a GenBank genome assembly
AUGAAGGUUCACUCAUUGUUAAACUCUGAUCCGCCGGCGCAGCCAUCCUCUACACCAUCAGCUCGGCGUCCUCAGCAACCAGCGCCUCCGCCUUUACAACCCCCACAAACUCCACAAACUCCCCAAUUUCCGUUCCAGUCGGGAGAGUAUUCGCAUCCGCAUUCGCAGCCCCAGUCACCUUAUUUCUCUUCUCCAACCUCAGCCACUCGGCAGUUCCCCCCCCCUCCACCGCCGUCUCCACACGCGCAGCAACAACAUCAUCACCAGCAGCAGGGUUAUGGUCAAUCGCCAUCGACUCCUCAUCCGCUGGGUGCAGCAUCUAGACAUAGUGCUACGCCAACAAGCUCUGUGUCCUCACCGUCUCUAAAUCAAUUUCCUCCGGGUCAGCAUCACCAAUAUGACCACACACAGCAACAGCAGCAAAUACCACUGCUGCACCAGCACCAACAACAUCAUAACCCUCCACCAUCAUCUCACCAUUACCACUCCCCACAUCAACAGCAGCACCCGCACCCGCAUCCCAAUCAAGGGUACCCUCGUCAGUCUCCUCUAGCUUCACCAAUUGGGGGGAGGCCUCUUCUGGGGCGCCCGUCGAGCAACAGCAUCAGUGUUAACGAAAGAUCUACGCCAACCAUUACGCCACCAGUACCUAGGGAUCAACGGGAUAAAGAAAGGGAGAGGGCUCGGGAGAACAGGGGGGGGGCGGAAAGGAAGAGAAUUGAGGGGAGUGAAAGGGCUGGGAGGGGACGGGAACAGUGGGAAAGAGAACAGCGAGAUAAGGAACAACGAGAUAGGGAUAGGGAAAGUGAGCGGGAGCGGGAACGAGAGAGAAGGGAGAGAAGAGAGAGGGAGAUAGACAUAAGUGUUAGUCCAAAGACGAAACUUCCUCCCUAUUCGCCAGCGGAAGAUGCUGCUCCAGAUAGUGGUGGGUAUGUAGGAUCAAGGUCUAAUUCACAGCAUCUUCCGGACGGGCCCGGCGGUUACGCGAGGCGCGAUUCCUCCGUUGUGGCGACCCCAAGUCAAGAGCGGAGGAGUGUCGACAUGAUGGACUUGGACGGAGGAUCAGGCGUAACUCCAGGACCUGUUUUAGGCCCUGGGCAGAAAUGGGGAAGCCCCGUUGCGGAACGAGCGAAACCUAAUGGUGCUGUAAGCGUUGAUGGCAGGGAUAGCCAAGGUCCGCACCACCUGGCACCACAACAACAACAACCACAACCCACUCAACCGCAACCACAACUACCAUCCAACCCCAACAGCAAUAGCAAUCCCUCUCAGCAACCUCCGUCCCAACCUUCUUCGGGCGCGUCUUCACAAAGAACAUCGACCGUUUCUCCUAGCAAUAAGGAGCAGCCUCAUCCACCGCCCUCUUCAUUAACUCUACAAACGAAAAAGUCGACCCCGACCCCGACCCCGGCCCCACCGAGCAUCAACUCUCGGCAUCCUCCGCCCCAGCCGCCAUCGAGCCCAAGAGCUACGCAACAGCUGGGUCCGCCGCCCGCGCCAUCCCAUAAUCCAACGAUCGUGGAGGGGGGUAACAGCGGCAGUCCCGGGUCGUCCGGGCCUCCCAAGAAAAGGGCUCGAAGGGAUGAGACCCCGAUCUGGGCAAGAAAAGCCAGUCGAAGCUCUAGCAGUAGCCCCGUGUUGCCGAAUAGGAGACAACCGAGCAGUGCAAAUCAGCAUCAACCCCCUCAGCAACAGCAACCACCGCCGCUUCCGCCACCACCUCCUCCUCCACAGCAGCAUCAGAGGCCCCCUCCGGCAAGUGGAUCUACACCUCGUUGUGUUCCAUGCUUUGGGGCCUGGGAGCCUUCUAUAUGCAACACGGAGCCUUAUGAAGAGUUGACGAGGGAGGUUGCGAAUUUCUUGUUUAGUCAAGUUGUGUGUCAAAACGAUCCAGCACUCGCUCCAUCAGGGGGGGAUGGUCCGGUUGUCAUGAUUGAGAUCGAAGCAAAGAUUGGCCAUUUGAUUGACAAGGAGCAAGGCGAGAGAUUGAAACUUCCGGUCGUCACGGAAACAGUGCUGAACGUCGACGAACCGGGAUGGAAAAUCCAAUUCAAGAGCAGCAUGACCGAGGUAAGAUUAUUUAUUUGUUAUCAUCUGCCCCUUCGCGUGAUGCGGUUUUGUAUUUGCAUUUCCAUCACUGCAUAUGGAUUGCGGCAGAGGCUGACUACACCGCAGGCACAGCACAAGCGCCUCAACCUAUUCCUCAACCGACAAUUCCACGAAUCCAAGGGACCCCCUCCUCCCGGCAUGCCACCAUCCCCAUCAUCCGAACACCCGAAUGAGAAUUCCCGACCGCCCACAGGGCCCCAGCGUAUCCCAAUGGACUACGUGCACACCCGUGAGAGAGAUACUUUUUUCGAACUCCCGCCGGACAAGUUUCAAGCACUCCCCAACAUCCUGCGCUCACAUAUGCGACACAAGCCCAAAGUACGUGUGACGUUUGACCAGACCGGAAAGGUUAUCAACAAGAUCAUCAAGACGAGAAUCGCAGAUCUCAACGUUUAUUCACCAAAGACCGUAUUUGAUUGGCGGGUUAGCGCGAAUAUCGAAAUGCCGUACCCGGGUGACAUUGAUGGGUUACAGCCUUCGAGCGAUAGAGGCGGCGGAGACAGAAACAAGGAUAGGCUAAGCUACCGCCAUUUAGCCUACCAAAUCGAUCUUACCCAGGUUACGGAUGUAAGUUUUGAAUCCCCUGAUUGAUGUGGUGUGAUGUCAUUCUGACAAAACAUUAGAAUACCGCGAAGAAAGAACACGAGCUUGAGGUUGAAGUGUCCGGGCAGGAAAUCAUAAGACACGGAAAUCUAGUAAAGGAGAGUAAGCCGAAUGCCUAUGUGUCUCUGGUUCGUGGGUUUGUGGAUAACGUCCGGGUUCUCAUCAGAGCUAUUGAGCCAUAAUACUAUCGAGAGAGCAGGAAGGAUAAUCAAAAUGUUGGAUUGCCUUCUUUUUUUUCCCUUUCUUUUUUUUUUUUUUUUUUUGCUUUCCCAUUCCACGGCUUCAAGUUUGUCGUGGGUUUUUCACUGUACACAAUUAAUUUUUUGUUCAUUUUCUUUUCCCUACUCUCAUUCCUUCUUCCCUCUGGUGCUUAGUGUGUGACCCACGGGAUACCUUCUUUUGUAUUUGCUGGGAGGGAAGUUUCUCAAUCCCAUUUCUCUUUCUUUUUCUUACGCAACAGCUUGUAUUGUACUAUUCUGCUUGAUGUACACUGUACUCUCUUCCAUCUAUUCGUUCCUGCCCCGGUAAUCUUUCUUUUGCAAACACGAAAAAAGCCAAAAAGUUCUCUAUUUGCUGUGGCUUAGGGGAGGGCUAUUAGCAUUAUGAUAUCAAGUUUUUAUAUUUAUUCCUUCCUUUUUCCUUCUUAUUUUCUCCUUUUCCCUUUUGUCAUACCUCUCUUUUUCUUUUCAUUCCAUUCCAUUUCCUUGUUCCUGAUCGUGUCUAUAACCAAGUAGGGCGGCGGAAUUCUGAUUUUCGUGAUACAGUUGCUGCCCCCUCCAUUGUUCCAUAUAUACGGCGCAUUUCUUCUUUUUCUUGGGCGUGCGCGAAAAGCCCAUUUCUUAUGUACACCCCUCCCUCCCUUCCGAAAAUAAUCACAACCCAUCAUUCAUACCCCU